GGGCCCCGACUGGUGCGCUCACAGCCCUGCCGGGGCCGGGGAGCCUCCAGGCGGAGAGGCUUCGGCCGCCCUGAGCCACGGCCUCCGCAUGGAGGGGCCGCUUGGUUUACCACCGGAGUCUGGGCUGCUCCCGCAGCCGCUGCAGGGAGGCGGAGCCACCGCUGUUCUGGAGCCUGGAGCCCGGCAACACCCGGGACACGAGACAGCAGCGCAGCGGUACAGCGCCCGCCUGCUGCAGGCCGGCUACGAGCCCGAGAGCAUGGCGGACUACCUGAUCAGCGGCGGCACCGGCUACGUGCCAGAGGAUGGGCUCACCGCGCAGCAGCUCUUCGCCAACGCAGAUGGCCUCACCUACAACGACUUCUUGAUCCUCCCGGGAUUCAUAGACUUCAUAGCUGAUGAGGUGGACCUAACAUCAGCCCUAACCAGGAAGAUCACACUAAAGACACCCCUGACAUCCUCGCCCAUGGAUACUGUGACAGAGGCCGACAUGGCCAUUGCAAUGGCUCUGAUGGGAGGAAUUGGUUUCAUUCACCACAACUGCACCCCAGAGUUCCAGGCCAAUGAGGUGCGGAAGGUCAAGAAGUUUGAGCAGGGCUUCAUCACAGACCCUGUGGUGCUGAGCCCCUCGAACACUGUGGGCGAUGUGCUGGAGGCCAAGAUCCGGCAUGGCUUCUCUGGCAUCCCCAUCACCGCAACAGGCACCAUGGGCAGCAAGCUGGUGGGCAUCGUCACCUCCAGAGACAUUGACUUCCUGGCUGAGAAGGACCACACCACCCUGCUCAGUGAGGUAAUGACACCACGGAUUGAGCUGGUGGUAGCUCCAGCAGGUGUAACAUUGAAAGAGGCAAAUGAGAUCCUGCAGCGCAGCAAGAAAGGGAAGCUGCCUAUUGUUAAUGAUCGUGACGAGCUGGUGGCCAUUAUUGCCCGCACCGACCUGAAGAAGAACCGAGACUACCCUUUGGCUUCUAAGGACUCCCACAAGCAGCUGCUAUGUGGGGCAGCUGUGGGCACCCGUGAGGACGACAAAUACCGCCUGGACCUGCUCACCCAGGCGGGAGCCGACGUCAUUGUGCUAGACUCAUCCCAAGGGAACUCAGUGUAUCAGAUUGCCAUGGUGCACUAUGUCAAACAGAAGUACCCCCAUCUCCAGGUGAUUGGUGGAAAUGUGGUGACAGCAGCCCAGGCCAAGAAUCUGAUUGAUGCUGGUGUGGAUGGGCUACGUGUAGGCAUGGGCUGUGGCUCCAUCUGCAUCACCCAAGAAGUGAUGGCCUGUGGCCGGCCCCAGGGCACCGCUGUGUACAAGGUGGCUGAGUAUGCCCGGCGCUUUGGUGUGCCAGUCAUAGCAGAUGGAGGCAUCCAGACUGUGGGACAUGUGGUCAAGGCCCUAGCCCUUGGAGCCUCCACAGUGAUGAUGGGCUCUCUGCUAGCUGCCACCACUGAGGCCCCUGGUGAGUACUUCUUCUCAGAUGGGGUGAGGCUCAAGAAGUACCGGGGCAUGGGCUCUCUGGACGCCAUGGAGAAGAGCAGCAGCAGCCAGAAACGAUACUUCAGUGAAGGGGAUAAGGUGAAGAUCGCACAGGGUGUCUCGGGCUCCAUCCAGGACAAAGGCUCCAUUCAGAAGUUCGUGCCCUACCUCAUAGCAGGGAUCCAGCAUGGCUGCCAGGACAUCGGGGCCCGGAGCCUGUCCGUGCUGCGGUCCAUGAUGUACUCAGGAGAGCUCAAGUUUGAGAAACGGACCAUGUCAGCCCAGAUCGAGGGUGGUGUGCACGGCCUGCACUCCUAUACCUUUCUGCCGUUUACGAGAAGCGGCUGUACUGAGGACAGCGGUGGAGGCCGAGGUGGUGGAGGGGGCACAUCCCAGGGUCUCCCUUCAGACACAGCUUCCCUCCAUAAUUGAGUGGUCCAUGGAUUUGCACUAUGGGUUCCCAGCUCCUUUCCAGGGAGAGAGGUGGGGAGGCCCUGAGGGGACUGUGGCCCUUCCCUGGGCACCCCCCUGCAGAGUCAGGAUGCUCCCUGGACCAGGCUGCCCUGGGAGCUCCCGGGGUUUCCCUUCUUCAGCCCUCUGAGCCCAGCCAGCCUGGGCUCUCAGGCCCUGUGCCUGCCUCAGGUCUCUCUUGCUGCAGUCUGCUCUGGCCCAGCUCCCACCCAUGGGGCAGGUGGCCCCUCCUGGCUUCUCCUGUAGGGCAUCUCCCUCCGUGCCCCUCCCCCGCAAAUGGUGCUCUCCUGGCCUUGCCUCUGGCCCCUUACUGGGCUGCUGCCCUCAGCCAUGUGGCACUCUGGGCUCCUGAUCAAGGCCAGGGGGAGGUCUCUGCCCCCUUCCCCUGGCCUGAGGCUACCCCAGGCCCUGCUCCUCAGGCCACUCCCCCCUCCCUGAACCUGGGGAAGAGACCUGCCGGACAUUCCUGACUCUCCACUGUCCCCAGGUGUACCAUCCCUGCCCUCUCCUCUCAGCUGCAGUUGAAGGCUUUAACUUUGCACACUUUGGGGUCACAGUUGCAUAAUUAUAUAUUAAAUAAUCUGAAUAAAUCGAGCAGGUCUUAAUGACUGUGAAA
Ictidomys tridecemlineatus (thirteen-lined ground squirrel) is the source of this 2555-nucleotide messenger RNA. RefSeq names its product inosine monophosphate dehydrogenase 1 (gene Impdh1). NCBI's taxonomy places the organism in Eukaryota, Metazoa, Chordata, Mammalia, Rodentia, Sciuridae. The record is from RefSeq and is a predicted model, not a curated record. Gene Ontology annotation, biological process: GTP biosynthetic process. Gene Ontology annotation, molecular function: IMP dehydrogenase activity. Gene Ontology annotation, cellular component: cytoplasm.